GGCAAAUAUUCAAUAUAUUCAAUGGAGCGUGGAGGGUUUCGCAUCGUUCCCGACUUUUGGAGGGAGUACAGGAAGGGUAAACUGCUGGGCAGGGGAGGCAUCGCAUCCGUCUUCGAAUGCGUCGACACCUGCGGCCGGCAAUGGGCAGUCAAGCAGAUCCCGAAACAGACACAAAGGUAUGCGCAUUCCAUGCCACACAGCACCACACAGAGCCCCUGGCAGAGGCAGCGCAUUGGAUCUUUGUGUGCAGACUAUGUUGUGAGGAAAGCUACUUCCGGGAUGUGUAUCGCAUCCUGAAGAGCCCCGCGGCCAGGCACCCAAAUCUCGUGACCAUCUAUGACGUUGUUGAGGACCAGAACUACUUCUACAUCAUCAUGGAACGACUAGAGGUGCGGAAACAAACCAGAACGCAUCGGCAGAUGUGAAUGGAGUAGAGUGUGUGCGGUGGUCUGUUGGUAGGGCCCUGGUCUGUUUGAGUUGCUGUGGACGUAUCAAAGAGGCGACGCGCCCGAGUGGCUGGCACAGAAAGUCGCCCGGGACAUCCUCAAAGCCGUCCGCCACCUGCAGACCAUUGGCGUCAGCACACACGCACACACCUACACACAACAAGACCCAUAUCUACCCUCAUGUGCGUGUUUCUAAAUCCAUUCUGUCGGCAGAUAUAUCAUCGCGACAUCAAGCCCGACAACAUCACCUUCCGUAGGCCUGUUUCGAGUGCUCUCGGCACCAUGCCAGACUCCAAUGACGCCGUGCUCCUCGACUAUGACUUCGUGCUGCUCGUGGGCCGCCACGGUGGCGGACAGCUGGCCGAGAAGGGGAGCGUCAGGGUGACUCCACAGGGGACCGUGCCAUACAUGGUGGGUGAGUGGGAUGGGGGGAGAAGGGGGAGGCUGGCUGGUCUGGUCUUUGAUGUGUGUGUGUGUGUGUGUGUGUGGUUUGUGGCUGGUCUGUCUGUGUCUGCAGGCCCCUGAGGUGUUUGAGGGCAACUACAGCAUCCAGGCGGAGCUUUACUCGACCGGCAUUCUCCUGUAGGCCAUCCUUCCACUAGACGUGAAGAUCCCUUCAUUCAGAAUACCCAUCACAUGCCGCUUGUACUUUCGUGCCAGGUUUGUGAUGCUAACAAUGCAUUUACCCUAUGAUGUGAAGUCUGCAAAGCCGCUCGACAAGGUCUUCCACACCAUCAGACAGGUAGGUAAAGGACCAUACACAAACGCCCGCAGACAGGCCUCAUCCAUCUCCCCCUCCUUCACUUGUCAGAGUGUGGAUGGCCGUCGUCUGCGAGAGAGCCUGCCGAGCCGCAGCUCGGCUGCGGUGGACCUCAUCACCUCCCUCCUCGCUUUCGACGUCAACCACAGAUGCCCCGAUGGUGAGUCGAGUAACCAAAGCACCCGCGCCCCGCACAACCUGCAAUCCCCUCGCUCUUUGCAGUGGAGUCUGCCCUGCGAAGCCCGUGGCUGCGUGAGGCGUCUUUGACGACCCCACGCGCUUCCCAGCCUUCACGCCCCACAUACCUCUCGUGCAACGAGUCCUCCCCCGGCCCCCCGCCCCAGCUGAGUCUCUCCCAUGCCCAACCAGGUCCCGCCACCACCUCGCCCCUCAAACGCAAGAUCAAGCAGCCAUCUCGACUCACAUGGCGGGCCAACCCACUGCUGAGGAGCCCUCAGAGACAGCCUGAGGUCAAGAAGAGGACCACCACCACACAAGGCCCGACACCAGGGCUGUUGCAGCUGCCGACUGGGGGUGGCCAGAAUCGUGGUGCUGGUGUUGGCAAUACCAGAGAGAGGACAGGGGCGAGGCUCGGCGCUCAGCACACGAGAGCGAGUGACGGCGGUAGAGGGCGCAUUGGAGGGCGCAGCGAGGAUCUGUCGACCGCUGCAUCGAUGGCCCAGCGCGACCCCGUCAUCAGCCCCCGCAUCCCAUACGAGCAGCUGACCCCUGUCCGCUCAUCGCUGAGGCGGCGCGAGGGGCUAUCCCCAGUCAUCGAGUCGCCCAUCAAGCACAUCAACAUGCGAGAUGACCACACCAAGAGGCAGCCCAAGCACACCGGGCCCACUGCCGCCAUGAGGAGGGAUGACGUUGGCGUGAGGAGGGAAAGGAGGGCCCCUGCUGCUGCUGCUGGUGGUGGUGGUGGGGGGGAUGGGGCAAGGAAGGGCGAUGGAGAUGUGGGCGUGGGUGCUUUGCAGCGGGAUGGUCGCAAAGAGGGGGUGGUGCCGACUUGGAGGCAGGUGUGUGCCGCUGAGACGCCGCACAGAGAGACCCUCCCCAAGAGGCUCAAGGAUCGCAGCGCAUCGCAGGCACCCACCGGAAAGCCACCUGAAGGCACUCGGGUACACACAGACAGAGACAGAGAACAGGGGGCAGCACAACACCGGACGUCACUCUCUCUUCACGUGUCUGUGUGUGUGUCUGUCUGUCUCAUUCAUGUGCCUGCCAGGCCUCUCCCUUCCCUCCCCUCGCCCAUCAGCCGCCGCCGCGUCCACCAGGCGUACCCUUUCGCCUGCAGCUCAACCUGGCCGGCCCCGUCCCACUCCCACCACCCGAGCGGCUGAGGGCAAGUCCCAUGGUCGUCCCGAGACUCAGCCUCAACCCGCCACCACCUCCACCUCCACCCAUGACAAAGCAGAUGCCCGUCCACGUGCAGUCCACCGCCACAAGCACUCCAGUGCCCCCUACCCCGGCUCCUCCAUUUCUACCGCCGGCACUCAUCUCGCCCCGUGUCGUGUCGAUGGCCGAGAAGCAGGCAGUGAGGGCCAGACAGGUGGUGCUGUGCAGCAGCAGCGGUGCUGCGAGGGGGCCUCCUCCACCGCCCCUGAUCAGGGGGGCAGAUGCGCACGUGUCGCGGAUGAGGGUAGCGGCGAGUAUGGAGCACCUGCUGGGGCCGGGACCGCCAUCCACCGCACCUGUGCAUCGACACAGAGAAGGUACACCGACAGAACACAACACGUGAAGGCAAUGUGUGUGGCGUACGUGUUGUGGUUGUGUGGUUGUGUGGUCGUGUGUGCAGGUCAGAGGGAGGUGCCCGCCACGGCUGGUGUGAGGGAUGUCGGGCGGCCACUGAGUAGGGUAGGCUAGACAGAGGGGGGAUGGACAGGACAUGCAGCGGUAUGUACCUCUCCUCGCUGCCUCGACAGACAGUAGAUCGUAGAUACGCAUGCCACGCCCAGACGUGACGCGGACUUGCUCAAACCGUC
Messenger RNA from Vitrella brassicaformis, 3191 nucleotides. The record is from the annotation of a GenBank genome assembly. NCBI's taxonomy places the organism in Eukaryota, Vitrellaceae.